Messenger RNA from Stegostoma tigrinum, 2613 nucleotides. Its product is annotated as gamma-aminobutyric acid receptor subunit alpha-3-like. NCBI's taxonomy places the organism in Eukaryota, Metazoa, Chordata, Chondrichthyes, Orectolobiformes, Stegostomatidae. Gene Ontology annotation, biological process: signal transduction; regulation of postsynaptic membrane potential; monoatomic ion transmembrane transport. The transcript is spliced from 12 exons. The record is from RefSeq and is a predicted model, not a curated record. Gene Ontology annotation, cellular component: neuron projection; dendrite membrane; postsynapse. Gene Ontology annotation, molecular function: GABA-gated chloride ion channel activity; transmitter-gated monoatomic ion channel activity involved in regulation of postsynaptic membrane potential; GABA-A receptor activity. Bases 676 to 2073 code for a protein of 465 amino acids.
GUUAUAUUUUUAUGGUCCAUUGCGGGGGAAGGGAGUAUUUGUGCGGUGUGGACCAAAUACAUAUUCGUUUCUUUCCAGAAACAACGUCUCGCAGACACACUGUGGGAUAUUAGUAAGACUGCACCAACACGAGGAUAUGCAUUUUUAAAAAAAAUUCCGGCACUGGUAAGAGCUGAGCGAUUGCUUAUUGUGUAGUCUGCUUGCAGUGCUAGUCUGGGCUGCUGUUUGAGCUGAAUGCAGUGCAUUCUGUCAGAGGAGAGGAGAUGUUUGAAUUUGUGAUUCCAAUUCCAGACAAAAUAAUAUUCAAGGAUUGUCUGAAAAAGUCAGCAUCUUCAAACGUCAGCAUCCAGCUGGCUGGAAGUGUCAGAGUGCAGUGACCAUGGAUCUGAAAAUGUGUUAAUGCAUAGGGUUUGAAUUGCAGCAUGUCGACUCUAGACUGAAUCAGUUUAUUUGAAAAAUACGCUCUCAGUUUGAAGUACAGAAGGGACGGCUCCACAAAUAUGUUUUAGAGAUCUAGCUUCAAAGAAUGGAGAGAGGGAGAGAGAGCAAGAGGAGUACAGGAUGGAUGAAACAAAGUAAUUGCUUUCCGUUAUCCAAAGGGUGUUGGGAAUAUAAAUCAUUUUGAAAGAUCACCGUCCUACGUGAGUGCGCUGAUACAGUGAACAGAUUCAAGACAUGGCAGAACAAGUUUUGGGGUUCUUCGUACUCUAUAGCUUCCUUGUGGUAGCCCUUCUUUCCAAGAGCAGCCUCACUGUGCAUGGAUUUUCGAAGAAACAUGCUCGACCAGCACCAACAGAGGGGAAGGACAACAUUACCAUCUUCACCCGGAUCCUGGAUCGCCUUUUGGAUGGGUAUGACAAUAGGCUGCGGCCUGGUCUUGGAGAAAGUGUGACUGAAGUUAAAACAGACAUCUAUGUUACAAGCUUUGGGCCAGUGUCUGACACAGACAUGGAGUACACUGUUGAUGUAUUCUUCCGACAGAGCUGGAAGGAUGAAAGGCUCAAAUUUAAAGGGCCCAUGCGCAUAUUGCCACUGAACAACCUGCUAGCCAGCAAAAUAUGGACUCCAGACACCUUCUUCCACAAUGGCAAGAAAUCAGUGGCACACAACAUGACCACUCCCAACAAGCUGCUAAGGCUGGUGGAUAACGGCACCCUCUUGUACACCAUGAGGCUUACAAUCAAUGCAGAGUGCCCAAUGCAUCUGGAGGACUUCCCCAUGGAUACACAUGCCUGCCCACUGAAAUUCGGCAGUUAUGCCUACACCAGGUCUGAGGUGGUCUACGUCUGGACACAUGGACAGAAGGAAUCAGUAGUUGUUGCUGAGGAUGGAUCCAGAUUGAACCAAUACGAUCUGUUGGGACAGACAGUUGGGAUGGAGAUUAUUCAAUCAAAUACAGGUGAAUACAUUAUCAUGACAACCCACUUCCAUCUAAAGAGGAAGAUUGGUUACUUUGUGAUCCAGACGUACCUGCCCUGCAUUAUGACAGUGAUUCUCUCCCAGGUCUCCUUCUGGCUGAACAGAGAAUCUGUCCCUGCACGCACUGUGUUUGGGGUCACCACAGUGCUGACCAUGACCACACUGAGUAUCAGUGCCAGGAACUCCUUGCCUAAGGUUGCCUAUGCAACAGCCAUGGAUUGGUUUAUUGCCGUUUGCUACGCAUUUGUGUUCUCAGCAUUGAUUGAAUUUGCGACCGUGAACUACUUCACCAAGCGGAGCUGGCCAUGGGAUGGCAGGAAAGCAAUGGAAGUUCAGGAGCUGAAGAAACGGGAACCAGUCAACCUGGCCAAGAAAACCAACAACACAUACAACAUUGUGGGGACGACAUACACUCUGAACAUCACCAAGGAUCCCAGUCUGGCCACCAUCUCGAAGAGUGCAGGGACACACACCCACACCAAACUGGCCAAAGUGGAGGAGAAACUGCUCGAGAGCAGGAAGACCUAUAACAGCGUCAGCAAAGUCGACAAAAUGUCCCGAAUUGUAUUUCCUGUUCUCUUUGUCAUUUUCAACCUGGUUUAUUGGGCCACAUAUGUCAGCAGAGAGCCAGUCAUUGAAGACCCAAAGGUUUAGGCUUGAAACAUCAGCCUUCCUGCUCCUCUGAUGCUGCUUGGCCUGCUGUGUUCAUCCAGUUGUACCCCUUGUUCUCUCAGAUUCUCCAGAAUCUGCAGUUCCUGCUAUCCCUGAUGUAUAUUUUACAACUAUAUUUGUUUCUUCCAGCACUGUGUAUUUUGACGCUUUGUAUCUUGGUUCCUAAAUAAGACUCGGCAGAAUUACUUUAAAGCUUCUCCAAUAGUAACAUUGUCCUGAACUACCUGCGUUCUCUCCGAGCUACUGUCUUGAUAUUAAUGCUACUAUUAUCAAAUACGUACUUGUGCAUUGAGCUUAUUCUCAAUUGUCUUUGUCUCAAAUCAUUAAAAGUACUUUAAAUAACUGCAACGCAUCAGAUAAUGCAUCUCUCACUGUAUCCAGACCUACAUCUGUAAAUAACAACUGUGAGAUGCUCAACAGCAGGUUUACCACAUGGAUGUAUAUUAUCUUGAAAAUGUUGUAACUUAACCUAUGCUAAUGUUAUACAAUGUACUUAAUGAUUAAAAUGCUGGAAUGCAAGAC